AUGGCCUCGUGCCUCCGCCACAAGGCCAGGCUGCUGCUCCUCCUCCUCCUCGGCGCGGCGCGCUUCAUGGCCGAGGCGACACAGACUGGUGGACUACUGGCGCGCAGAAGCUGCGGCGGCGUGGGCCGACGGACCUCCCAGCUCCCGCUUCUUCGCCUCCACAGGACUUCACAGCGACCCCGCUUGUUCGGGCGGCGUCUCUCGCUCCCCGGACGGCGCGUCACCACACUUCGCUUUCAAGAACUCACAAGGCUGGCGCUUGCCUGGCCUCGCCGGCACCUUCCAUCCAUGGCCAUUGCCACGCCUCCCGCGCUAACCUCGCUCUCCCUCGUGCGGGCGUCACACACGGACGCUUAUCCCCGGCCGCCACCUCCUCCCGCACUCGCUUCCUCGCGCCAUCGGGAACCUCCUCUCCGGCGACCUCCCGGCGCCCUUCAUACCAAGGCCCGCACCGUCGACCUCAAGAAGAACGGGUUCACGGGGCGGGUACCCGUCGUCCGCCCGGUGCGGGACUCGCGGACGCCGUCCUCUCCCCACAACGCGCUUCUCGGCGAGAUCCAUGGUGGUGAGGUCCCCGCUGCUCCACCUCGACCGCAAAGAACCGCUUUGUCGGGCGGGUCCCGCCACGCCGCACACCUUGGUGUACUCUCUCAUUGGCGGGGAACUGCUCUCCGCCAUGUCGGGGCGCGCGGCGGCGGCCUUUGCCAGUCGUUGCUCGUCGACCUUUGGACGGAACUGGUUCUCCCGGCGAGGGAUGGCAAGAGUCGGCAAUUUGCAUUCAUUGGUUACAGAACCAAUGAAGAGGCAGAGGAGGCACUCAAGUAUUUCAACAACACAUACAUUGAUACUUGUAAGAUCACCUGCGAGGUUGCCCGAAAGAUUGGUGACCCUGAUGCUCCUUGCCCUUGGAGCCUCCAUUCUUUAAAGAAGCCCGAACAUGCUAGCAAAGGCAAGAAUAAUGCUGGAGCUGUUGAUGCACCGCCAAAAGGUUCCAAGGCUCAAGGAACCUCAGCUCAUGUUAGUGGUUCUAAAGGCAGUGUAGCUAAUGAUCCCAAGUUCCUAGAGUUCCUUGAAGAUAUGCAGCCCCGUUCUAAAGCCAAGAUGUGGGCAAAUGAUACAGCUGCUACUCUUGACACCGCUGCAAAAGAUAGCAUAGUAUUCACUAAAGAAUCUAAGGGACCUCUAAAAAAUGUUCCGACCUCUGAGAAUGAUUCAUCUUCUGAAUACACUUCUGAUGACGAGGAAAUGACAAAUGAUUCGUCUUCCGGAAAGGCUUCGGAGGAGCUACAGACAGAGAAUAAACAAGACAAGAAUAUAACUGAUGCAGAUUUCUUCAAGAGUAAAUCAAAUACCACCACUGAUGAUGAAGAUUCGUCAGAUGAAUCACAAGAUGCAAAUAACCAGUUGGCGGAUCUGAAGGGCAAUCUUGACAAGAAAAACAUUGUGGACAAGGACACUAUUGUGGAUAAUACCGACUUGCAAGAGGUGGAAGAUCUUGACAACAAAGAGAGUGAAGAUCUUGAUGGCAGACAAAGAGAAACUGAAAUUCGUGAAGAUCAAGAAGGGGAAGAUGAAAAUGGUGCUCCAAUUACUGAUGAAAAGAAGUUGGCCCUGGAGACUGGUCGUCUAUAUAUCUUCAACCUUCCAUAUGCAACCAGUGAAGAUGAUUUAGUGGAGCUGUGCCGCCAAUAUGGUGAUGUGGAACAGGCACACAUUGUUGUCGAUAAAACCACUAAGCUAUCAACCGGUAGAGGCUAUGUGCUUUUUAGCCUUCCGGACUCAGCAGUCAGGGCACUUGAUGAACUAGAUAACUCAAGUUUUCAGGGCCGAUUGUUACGUGUUAAGGCUGCUAAACCGCUAAAUAAUAAUAAGUUGGAGUAUAAUCAUGAAACUGUUUUGGAGAAAAUGAGUCUCAAGCAGAAAAGGUUGGAACAAAAGAAAGCUUCUGAGAUCAGUGGGGAUACGAGAGCAUGGAACAGCUUUUAUAUGCGUCAAGAUACUGUUGUUGAAAACAUUGCAAGGAAGAAUGGUAUCAGUAAGAGUGAGUUACUAGAUAGGGAGGCAGAUGACCUUGCUGUUCGUAUUGCUCUUGGUGAGACACACGUCAUUGCAGAGACCAAGAAAUUUCUAUCAAGAUCUGGAGUUAAUGUUGCUGCAUUGGAGGAACUUGUUUCUAAAAGAAACGAGAAGUUCAAAAGAAGCAAUCAUGUGAUAUUAGUAAAGAACUUGCCAUUUAAUUCUACGGAAGAAGAACUUGCGGCAAUGUUUCAGAAACAUGGUAGUUUGGAUAAGAUCAUUCUACCUCCAACAAGAGUAUUUGCCUUGGUGGUCUUUGUUGAAGCAACUGAAGCCCGUCACGCAUUCAAAAAAUUACUAUAUACGCGAUACAAUGACUGGUACAGCUUACAAACAUUUGCAUUUUUGUUUGAUUAUUACAAAGAAAUACGGCAACUCUCCUCUGAAGAGUUUCAGGUGAGAAGGAAAGCUCAAGAGGGCCUUGAACAGGCCAACAAAGCAAGGGCCACUUACUGGAAGCAACGAAGCAAGAACAAGGCCAUUCGAGAAGGCGACUCCAACACAGCUUUCCAUCACGCACAAGCGACUCAACGACUAAGGCAUAACUUCAUUCGUAUGGUACGAGUGGAGGGCACAGAGAUUGUCAACCAUGACGGCAAGACGGCUGCCCUGACCUCAUACUUCCGAUCGAUAAUGGGCACGCCUGGGGAAUCAGUGGAUACAGACCUUGCCAGCUUAUAUGAGGAAAGAUCGCAGCCAAGCAACUCACUGACAGAUGCAUUUUCAGAGGCUGAAACCAAACAAGUGCUGCUGCUGAUGAACCGUAACAGUGCUCCCGGCCCUGAUGGCUUCGGGCUCGCAUUCUACAGAGCGGCAUGGCCAACAGCGCGUGUGCAAAUCACGGACUUCAUGGCAGCCUUCCACCGGGGCGAUGCACAGCUAGAGAGCAUUAACAGAUCACAUAUGGUGCUCAUCCCCAAGAAGCUGGGAGCUGUUGAUGUCGAUGCCUUCAGACCAAUAUGCCUGCAAAACUGCACCUUGAAGAUUCUUUCAAAAGUUCUAACAAAGAGGCGCUGCAAGAUGAUAUUCCGAAUCUAA
Molecule: messenger RNA, 3114 nt
Organism: Miscanthus lutarioriparius
Lineage: Eukaryota; Viridiplantae; Streptophyta; Magnoliopsida; Poales; Poaceae
Source: the annotation of a GenBank genome assembly